GUUUAAAAAUAUAUUAAGAGCACAAUCAGGAUAAUACUAAUAAAACUGUACGUAUCAUUCAGGCAUAAUCGCAGUAAGCUAGUCAAGAUUGAAAAACAAAAGCGUCAGAACACGCUUGUUAAUAUUGCGCAUUUCGCUGAAAUAAACGUGAGAAAAAACAGUAUUGGUGUAAAGUUUGUGGUUCAUAUACCAACGAAUCAAACCUGCAAGUAAAACCAGAGUUAUAAUGGGGCGCCGCUGCUGCGUUGCUGAAUGCCCCUCUACGUCGCGUCUCUUUGAGCACCAUGGCGUGACCUACCACUCAUUCCCGAUGGACGCCGUCAUUCGUGCCAUUUGGAUCAAGAACUCCCGCAUAAGUCUGGACCGGCAAAUCACAAAAAGUGUGCUUGUAUGCUCACGUCAUUUUCGACGCCUCGACUUUAAUACUAUACGCAAUGGAAAGUACUUGUUGAAGCCGCGCGUCUUUCCCACUGUAUUUCCGUGGGGUAAGAUGGAGCCCGCUGAGAUAGAGGCUGAUCAUCGGGCCUUGCAACAGGCGACGGUGGAUGGUGCUGGUGUAAGCGGUGCCGCGAACAGCGCCAAUAACGAAGACGUCAUUAAGGCAACUGUUGACCAGAUUGUUGCCCAAAUAUUAGCAGAGACAGCGGAACGUAAUGCUGCAGCGGCUGCAGCAGCAGAGGCUGCCGCUAAGGCUGAAGCUGAAGCAGAGUCUGAAGGCAGUCAAAAAGAAUCAGCAAAGGAAGCCGCCGUCGACACCGCUGUUGUUGCGCCAUCUACAGAGAGCACAGCUGUUGUAUCCGAGGUAACAACCGCUUCAACUGAUUCGGCCAAUGAAACAGUUAUUGCUGCCAGCAACGCGUCUUCGCCCCUUUCAAAUACGCCACCGAAAUACGGCUCACCCACAAACCUGACAAUUGGAGCUCGUCUAGAGGCGUUGAGCGUCGAUGGCGCUUGGCUGCCAGCACGCAUUGUCGAAGUUAAUGAAACGGAGCAAACGCUACUGAUACGAUUCGAACGCAACAACAAGCUAAAGGUAUCACCGUCGACAAGCGGCAGCUAUCAAGAAUGGAUCGCCUUUAAAUCGGACCGCUUACGACAGCGUAUCAGUUCGCGGGUUCUUCCCAUUUUCGAGCUGGAGGAGAAGUGCAUGGCGCGCUGGUCGGGACCUCGAAAAUUUCCGGGAACCAUCAAAAAGCUUCUGGGCAAUGACACUUAUGAGGUGCUAUUCGAUGAUGGGUACACAAAGAAUGUUCGUGCAGUGCACAUGAAUAAAUUGCCACGCCAACUCUCGGCCAACAUAGAACCAGAUGUUGAGACGCAAUCAACAGACUCUGCUUCAGCUACAGUUACUGUAAAAAGGCCCAGUACUAGUGCCUCUAGCAGCAACAAGAAAGCCAAGGUGACUCCUCAACGCAAGGACUGGCCACUGCUAGACAUGUCUAAUUUGGACUUGGCGGCUUUGGGAUUGCCGGAAAUACCACUUGAUGGGGAAUGGACAUGCCAUUGGGUGAAUGAUCAGCCAAUUGGCUCAGAAGGUUUUCUGAUUGUCGGCGAGCACCAGAAGCCGACGGUCAUUGUGAACGACUGGCGAUUGCCGCCUGGUUGGAUCAAACAUAUGUACCAACGCUCAAAUGUGCUCGGAAAAUGGGAUGUCAUUUUAGUGUCGCCCAGCGGCAAACGUUUUCGCUCCAAAUCUGAUUUAAAGGCGUUUUUGGAGUCACAGGGUCUGGUCUAUAAUCCGGAUGUGUACGAUUUUAGUAUUCAUCGCCGGCGAGCGAAAGACAUUAAUGCCUACGUCUAUACGCAUGACUACAGUCCACAACAGCCAGCAAAGCCGAAGCCAAUGGACGUGUCCCUGGACACAUCAAAAACAGAGUCACAGGAACUUAGCAACAACAAGCUAUCGACAGCUGCGUCCUCAUCAACGCCUAUAUCACCAUUGAGCACACGUCGUGGGGCAGGCGAGGACAGUCAGUAUAUGGAAACACCGGUUGCCUCGCUGAUACCUCCUGCGGAAUUGAUGUCACCGUCGCCACGUGCCCCAGAUAAUGAAGCACCGGCUCAUGCAGCUGAAUCAGUCGAUGCAACCCCUGUGCUACCCGUCGAUGAGCAAGGCACCUUACUUGAAGACGGUUACGUAUUUAUUGGCGGAUUGAAGGUACAGAUAACCGAUAAUUUGUUUGUGUGCCCCAGUGAAGGCUGCGGUAAAACUUGCCGCAAAGAGGACUUUCUGCAAAUACACAUACGACAUUAUCAUAAGGAACUAGCACAACACUUCAGUCACUGCCCGAAGAUGCAGGAACUGGCUGUUAAACGCACUCAUCCGUCUUCGAUUGAACAGAAUGAUCAGACGCCGAAGAAUCAAAUACCGAAUCAACAGUUCUUUAAUAAGAUGCACCAACAAGAUUUACAGCAAUCCCGAUCCUUUCGACGUCAACCAGCUGUUACGGAAACAUCGCCAACAAUUCGUGACGGCUCGCCAAUUGUUUCGCCUAGCAACCGGUUGUCAUCGCCUAAAACGGAGACGCCAACGACACCAAAAAGUACGCCACAACCAACAAGUGGCACUCCGGAAGCUGCUGCAAAUGUUGUACCUCCACCGAAUGUAGACGUUUCGCCUCUUCCAGCAGCACUGGAGUCGACUAAAGUGACUACACCAGUCGCAACAAACCGCUCCGCCAAACGUUCGCGUCCAUCAUCCAGCAAGCGCUCGUCUGGCUCCCGUAAAAGCAGCCGACAACGCACACAACGUCGUUAUGCAAAUGUCGCGCAUGACAAUAUGCCUACGGCAAAUACUGCGCUUAACUCACCAGCCUCUGGAGGAGAUUACGAAGAUACCCGACAGUCGUUUACUACGCCCACACCAGAUGUUCGUAAUGAUGCCAAGAAACGCCGUGUAGCUCUCUCUGGAACGCCGGCUAGCUCGCCUAUAAUCGAUGCUAUGUCAACACCAUCCUCUAACGAUCUGGUGGAUAUAAAUGCAGCAUUGGCGCCACCGCCGCCCCAGUUGACCAGCCAUACGCCACAGUACAUUAAGGAGAACGGCGAGUUAAUACGUAUAGUGCGCAUGAGGCAGGAAGAAAUCAUAAAUUGCAUUUGUGAAUAUGGCGAAGAGGAUGGUCUCAUGAUACAAUGUGAACUAUGCCUUUGUUGGCAGCAUGGUGCUUGUAAUGGCAUUGUUAAAGAAUCGGACGUACCGGAUAAAUAUGUCUGCUACAUUUGCCGCAAUCCGCAGCGAGUACGCGAAUCGAUGCGUUUCAAGCAUGAUCAGGACUGGCUUUUCGAAGGCAAACUGCCUGUUGCUGGGUAUCAUACGCCGAACCCUCAGACAUCUAAGAAGUUCGAGUUGUUAAAACGGUCACACACGCUUACGGGCAAUUUGCUAGAUGCUAAGCGUUCCAUGCAUUCUCUGUUAGUAAAAAUCAAUAUUGCUCGCAAUCGUUACCACCCCAAACUAUAUCUGUGGGCCAAGAAGUGGGACGAAGAUCAGGCUGAGAACUCAACCACUCCUGUCAAGCGUCCAAAGGCCGAACAGCCAGACUGGCCGCAUGUGCCGCAACCGGAAGCUGCAAUCGACCCAGAAGAGUGCCAAUACCGUUUAAUAGAACACGUUAAGAUACAGCAGUCGUUGUUAAUGAAUCGUCUUAAUGAGAUCGAAGGAGAAAUGGAUGAGCUGGAAAAGGAAGACACCUUGCCCGAUUUAAAAGAUGCAAAUAUGUCAACAACGAAAGAGGCCAUGGCAACGUUUAUAAAGGAGCUGGAAACAUUAAAACGUCUUGCUAAUCUUAACAAGGUGGCUAAUAUGAAGCAAGCAUUAAAGAAUCAAGAACCGUCAACCGAUGUUGCGCAAGCGUGAACUAAAAAUGACAAUUUUAAGUAAAAAUGUACCUUAAAAACCAUCUAAAUGUUAUCAGAAUAUGAAUAUAAAUAUGAAUAAAAUAACAAUGCUUUGUUUGAAAAC
Messenger RNA from Drosophila hydei, 3961 nucleotides. RefSeq lists its product as uncharacterized. NCBI's taxonomy places the organism in Eukaryota, Metazoa, Arthropoda, Insecta, Diptera, Drosophilidae. The record is from RefSeq and is a predicted model, not a curated record. Gene Ontology annotation, cellular component: NSL complex. Gene Ontology annotation, molecular function: DNA binding. The transcript has 5 exons. Gene Ontology annotation, biological process: regulation of transcription by RNA polymerase II. Bases 227 to 3856 code for a protein of 1209 amino acids.